Ananas comosus (pineapple) is the source of this 893-nucleotide messenger RNA. RefSeq lists its product as uncharacterized. Bases 356 to 619 code for a protein of 87 amino acids. The transcript is spliced from 2 exons. Lineage: Eukaryota; Viridiplantae; Streptophyta; Magnoliopsida; Poales; Bromeliaceae. The record is from RefSeq and is a predicted model, not a curated record.
CACAACAACUUGUGGAAUCUACACCGAUAAAAGAGCCACAGAGAGAAAGAGAGAGAGAGAGAGAGAGAGAGCUCUUCAUAGAUCUCCAAAGUACAAAGUGGUGGAGGAGAGAUGAAUAAUAAUAAUAAUAAUAACAAUAAUAAUGAGCAAAAAAUAAUCAAAAAAUAAAAAUAAAUUAUUGCGAGUGAGAGGGGUAACUUUGCGGUGAGGUUACCGAAGGAUCAGCAGUGGCGGCAGAGGCAGAGGCGGCGGCAACGGCGGCAGAGGACGAGAUUCGGAGGACCUGGCGGGGCGAUUGGGGGGUGUCGCGGUCGGGUGCGCCGCCCUACGGCGAAGGAGGAUCGGGGCGCGGGUGAUGGCGUGGUGGCACAACAAAGUCGUCUUCCCCGUCAAGCGUGCGUGGCUCGCCGUCGCCGCCCGGGUCAAGGCCCGGAAGGACGGUAGUGGCAUUCUUAAGCUUCACGACGACGUGCAAACUUGCGGGUAUCAGGAUGUGCAAGUGAUGUGGGAGAUACUGCGGUCGGAGAUGGAGCUCUCGCGCAAUCUGAAGCAGCGGAGGCGGUUGUUCCCGAGGCGGUCGACCUGGUCGAACCGGUCUACGCCGGGCGCGGUCCAAUAGAAAAUACUCGAGCUGAGCCAAUCCCAUCAAUUUGGUCCAUCUUGAUGAGACUAGAACAUAUUUAAGCUUUAGGUUUUGAGCUCAUCUCAUCCCUCACCUCUCCCUCCCUACAAUUAAUAAGGUUGGUACUUAUGUUGAGAUGUAUGGCAUGGGCAUCCACAUAUGUACAUGUACAUAAAGGGGGAAAUUAACCAUGCUUUCCCUCUCUUUGAAUUUGUAAGGGGGGUUGUAGGGACUAAAAAGAAGAUAAAUAAAGUGACUUUGUUCUGAAAAA